AUGAGCCUACCCCGAGGCUUCCGACUCUUUCGCACAACCAUGUCCGGCGAAAAGAUCUACGAAGGCGUUUUCGCCGUCCACAAACCCCAAGGCGUCACCUCCGCUGACGUUAUUCGCAAACUGCAAUCUCACCUUAAACCGUCUGAGCUCUUUCGCCCUUGGAUCGAGCACGAACGCAUCGAGCGCGCCCGCUCCUCCUCCCGCGAAGCGAAAUUCUCCCGCAAGCGCAGGAACAAGAACAUUGAUGUGAAGAUCGGACAUGGGGGUACCCUUGAUCCUCUUGCUACGGGUGUGUUGGUUACGGGUGUGGGCAAGGGCACUAAGCAGUUGAAUGAUUUCCUGGGAUGCACGAAGACGUACGAAGCUGUUGUUGUUUUUGGCGCAGAGACGGAUUCGUAUGAUCGACUUGGAAAGAUCGUGAGGCGCGGUCCAUAUGCGCAUAUCACGCGCGAGGGAGUGGAGAAGGCACUUGCGCAGUUCCGGGGCAAGAUCAUGCAGCAUCCGCCUAUUUUCUCGGCGUUGAAGGUGAAGGGAAAGAAGCUGUAUGAGUAUGCACGGGAGGGACAGCUGCCACCGAUUGAAAUCCAAGCGAGACCAGUGGAGGUCUCGAAUUUGGAGAUUCUGGAGUGGUAUGAGCCGGGUACGCAUGAGCAUAAGUGGCCUGAGGAGGAGGCGCCGGAAGAGGAGAAGUCUGUUGCGGAGAAACUACUUGCAAAGGAUGAUGCGCUACCUGUUGCUGCAUCUGCGGAGGAGGGACAGCCUGAGAAGCAGGUGCUAGAGACUUCAUCCGCAACGAAGCGUCCUGCAGAGAGUCAGGAAGAAGAAAAAGAGCAAUCCGCCGCUACAACAACAGAAGUGACCGCCGACGACUCCAUUCCAGCACCAAAAAAGCAGAAGGUUUCUGACGCUGCGCAAGACGCACCCACGGAACAAUCAGCAGCCACCACAAUCGCUGAAACCACCGAAUCCUCCGAAUCAAAACCCGAGACCACCGCAUGCCCUCAACCUCCUGCCGUCAAAAUCACCAUGACCGUCUCCUCCGGCUUCUACGUCCGCUCCCUCGCACACGACCUAGGAAAAGCCCUUGGUAGCUGCGCUCUCAUGUGCGAGCUAUCCCGCACUCGCCAAGCGGAUUUUACACUUGAUUCCGAUAAGAUCCUCGAGUACAAGGACUUGGAUGCUGGGGAGAAAGUCUGGGGCCCGAAGGUGCAAAGCUUCUUGGAGGAAUGGGAGGAGAAGAGGGAGAGAGACGCGAGGGCAGGGUCUUCGUGA
Messenger RNA from Aspergillus chevalieri, 1272 nucleotides. Its product is annotated as pseudouridine synthase PUS4. Bases 1 to 1272 code for a protein of 423 amino acids. The transcript has a single exon. Gene Ontology annotation, biological process: tRNA modification; mRNA pseudouridine synthesis. Gene Ontology annotation, cellular component: mitochondrion. The record is from RefSeq and is a predicted model, not a curated record. Gene Ontology annotation, molecular function: pseudouridine synthase activity; RNA binding. Lineage: Eukaryota; Fungi; Ascomycota; Eurotiomycetes; Eurotiales; Aspergillaceae.